CUCGAAAUUACGAAUUUCCCACAAAUUCUCAAACACAAACAGAGCAGAAGACGAGACAUUAGAGUUCAGCCAGUUAAGAGCUUGAUUAUAAUAGCCCGGCCAUGGAUGAUUCUCUGCUCGGAGGCGUGUCCCGCUCAGGGCGUAUUCGAAAAAAGUCCUCCAAGUUAGCCGAUUUCGAGUCGCCCGACGAAAUCGAAGAACCCAUUGUGAAAAAGAAACCCGUGAAAGAGUUGAUCCCCUCCGCCAACCCGAUUGAAUCCAAAGCCAAGAUCGAAUACACCUUGACGGAUUUCGAAAACGCCCCCGACCAGCAGGAAGACCUUGAUGACGAAGAAGAUGGAGGCGGUGCCUUGCUUAUUGAUGAUACACGUCGAUCUGGAGUGAAACGCAAGCGGAUUCGAGCGAGGCAGAUAAAGCCAAAGCCGGCAGUCCGUUUCUCCAAGAAGAAACGAUCACCCGUGAGCUCCAUUGGCUCUCCCAGCGCCAAUAAUGGUUGUCACUUUCGAGUGGUUCCCCGCCCUCGCUCCGGUCAAAUCGCUUUGGCCGGAUCGUUGUCCGUGUUGAUGGACUCCUUGCUCUGUGCUGGCCCCUUAAUGUGCCUGACGCAACAUGUGCCAGAGCUCAACGGCGUCCCUCCCGAGGAGUUGAAACAGAUUCUUGACAAUGUGGCCUAUAUCAUGCCGGGUUUGUGA
Tigriopus californicus is the source of this 692-nucleotide messenger RNA. RefSeq lists its product as uncharacterized. The record is from RefSeq and is a predicted model, not a curated record. Lineage: Eukaryota; Metazoa; Arthropoda; Copepoda; Harpacticoida; Harpacticidae.